This is a messenger RNA of Magnolia sinica, 1496 nucleotides long. RefSeq lists its product as uncharacterized. Gene Ontology annotation, molecular function: protein serine/threonine kinase activity. NCBI's taxonomy places the organism in Eukaryota, Viridiplantae, Streptophyta, Magnoliopsida, Magnoliales, Magnoliaceae. The record is from RefSeq and is a predicted model, not a curated record. The coding region runs from base 79 to 1014 and encodes 311 amino acids. Gene Ontology annotation, biological process: protein phosphorylation. The transcript has 9 exons.
CGUCUUCACGCGCUAAAAGCGUGGGAAAGUCCCCUUGUGACAGCAGCAAACGAGGCGCGUAUAUUACGCACCAGCCGCAUGUUAGAAAUAUCCUCCUCCUUCCAGGUGCGGCGAAAUCUAGGGUUUGAUCGGAGAGCAGUUAGUUUUUCUUCUUCUUCUAUUCGCUGUCGAAUAUCGAUCCUAUCACGUUCUCUCAGAGGAACGACUAUGGAGAAGAUUUCUCGAGCUAUCGGUAGAAAAAGAGAACGAGAAGAAGAGAUCGAAGAGGAGAAUUUCGGAGAAGUCCAAACCCUACCAUCAUUAGAGAACAGCCUUACAUUCAGUGAUACUAUGAUAGCCCUCCAGAUAAUGCAUGCGCAGUUUCCAAAUAUUGAAAAGGUUUCAAUCCAGCCUUUUGUUCUACGCUCGCAGCUGUACAGCAGUGUUCAGGACAGGACACAGGUGGACAGAGAAUUGGAGUCUUUGAGGAAGGAGAAGGUUUUGCGCAUAUUUAAGCUAAAUACUGGACAGGACGAUCAUGCUAUAAUGUUAAUGGAUGACUAUUUAAACCAGGUAGGAACAGCUGUGAAAAGCAUGGAGGCUAAAUACCAUGAUGAGAUUUCAGUUUUUGACUGGUUCAAAACACAUGUUAUUGGCUCCAAGUUGGACACGAGCAUUGGACAUGAAGAAUUGUGUGCACUCUUAUCAUUAGGUGGUGAGGUGAAAGAUGAUCAUAUUUCUCUCUUAAUCAAUGCUGGUCUUCUUACGCGCCAGUUGAUUGAUUCAAACAUGUACUGGUUUGCAAUCCCAAAUAUUGGCUUUGUACUCAAGGGUCUUUCUCAGGGAAGAAAAGAGCUUCUGUCUCUCCUAAACCGUAGGAAAUACAAAGAGAUGUUAAUGGCGCCUUUGGAGAAGAAGCACCUGCGACUGUCUCCUCUUGACAUGCGGUUUCAUCUUCGGGAUCUAAUCGGCUCCGGUCACCUGAAAACAAUUCAGACCCCUACUGGGUUGGCCAUUCGAGUCUCCAAAGAUUAAAAGAAAGGGGGAUAGCAACCUGUUUGAGAGGAUGGAUAUCAGAUGUUGUGCCAAGUUCAAUGAAACUGGCUUCGAUGAAGAAGACAUCUCCCCGGGGGAAAGAAGAAAACCCACAUUAAUGACAUGCCACGACCGAUUAAGAUCAAUGGUAUGGAUCGUGUGAUCUCUGUCUGCAUCAUGCUGAAAAUAUUUUUCAGUUAUUACUUAUUAUUAUUAUUAUUUGACAUUAGAAUGUGUGUGUGACAUUCUUCUCCUCCUUUUGAUUGAUUGAGGUAGAGUUUAUUACAGUAGAGGAAAUGUACACAUUCUGUCUAAAUAUGUUUUAAAUAGCUUACGCAACGCUAUGUAGCUCACGAAAAUAGCUCAAGUCGCAUAUAGGCUUCGCUAAAUGUUAAGUUGCAUACGCUGCAUGCUAUGUAUCUCACAUUACAGAUUAUUUUUCACUACAACAAAUCAAUUAAUGUUUUUAAUGAUUUGUUACA